UUUCCUUCCCCUCCGUGUGACGUCAGCGUUCGAGGCCACGCCCAUUCCGAACGUUCGUACAAGAUGGUGGCUGGAUCAAAGUGACAGGUAGCUGGAUGAAGCGCCACCAGAACUCCUCGGGCUCUCUCACUAAUGGCUUCAGCUCGUCCUCUCCAGACCCCGGCUCCGCAGGAGGGGAUGAAAGCGGGGCCCUCCUGUCAUUCUCAAACAGCCUGACUGCCAUGCUGGGCGCCUCUCGGAGGAAAAGGCCAGGAAGGCGAGCCAUGGCCGAGGGCCGGGGCACCAUCAAGGUGGAUCUUCCUAACCAGCAGAGGACGGUGGUGACUGUCCAACCAGGUACGACUGUCUACAGCUCUCUAGACAAGGCCCUGAAGGUGCGUGGGCUCAACCAAGACUGCUGCGUUGUCUACAGGAAAGUAGGUGGCGGGCGAAAAACCAUCACAGAUUGGGAAACAGACCUGGUCAAUCUGGAAGGGACCGAGCUCUCAGUGGAGGUUCUGGAAGACGUGCCACUCACUAUGCACAAUUUUGUCCGCAAGACUUACUUCAGCUUGGCCUUUUGCGAUUUCUGCCGUAAGUUCCUGUUUCAUGGCUUCCGCUGCCAGACCUGUGGCUACAAGUUCCACGAACACUGCAGCAGCAAAGUCCCAACCGUCUGUGUGGACCUGGCUACUACACAUAAGCCUGUUUACAGCCAUGACCCGUGGACAGACCCUUCACUGUGGCAAGAUAUUGUCCCUGUUACCCCAGCCCGGGCUAAUCACGAACCCAUGACCCCUCAGACCUCUAGCUUACACAAGCAGCCACUCCACAGCCCGGACGCCUUCACCUUCCCCAGCCUUCAUGGCGACGGGCAGCGUCUCCAACGGCAUCGCUCCACUUCGACCCCGAAUGUCCACAUGGUCAGCACCAUCAGUCCGGUGGACAGCAGCAUGCUCGAGUUCAUCAGCCGAAACUACCAUGCAGAUGGUCCCGGUGGGCCAGAGCUGCCGCCUCGUACCCCGCCGCCCCCCACAGUUCCCAGCAUGGCUGCGGUUUCACCUGGCCGACGUUCCCCGCAUCCCAAGUCCCCUGGCGAGUCCCCAAGAGAACACAAAGCUCCUGUGGAAGACAAGAAGAAACCUAAGCCUUUGAACUAUCGGGACUCGAGCUAUUAUUGGGAAGUUCCCUCCAAUGAGGUAACCUUGCUGAAGCGCAUCGGGGCCGGCUCCUUCGGCACGGUCUUCCGGGGCCGCUGGCACGGGGACGUCGCGAUCAAGAUCCUCAAGGUCACCAAUCCCACCUGCGAGCAGGUGCAGGCUUUCAAGAACGAGAUGCAGGUGCUCAGGAAGACUCGCCACGUGAAUAUCCUACUCUUCAUGGGGUUCAUGACCCGGCCCAGCUUUGCCAUCAUUACCCAGUGGUGCGAAGGCAACAGCCUCUAUCAGCAUCUGCACGUACAAGAGACACCCCUCGAAAUGGUGCAGCGGAUUGACGUGGCCCGGCAGACAGCGCAGGGCAUGAAUUAUCUUCAUGCUAAGCAGAUAAUCCACCGAGAUCUCAAAUCCAACAACAUCUUCCUGCAUGAGGGACUGACGGUGAAGAUCGGCGACUUCGGCCUGGCCACGGUGAAGACUCGCUGGAGUGGCUCACAGCAAGUGGAACAGCCCAGCGGCUCCAUACUUUGGAUGGCAUCUGAAGUGAUUAGGAUGCAAGAUGACAACCCCUACAGCUUCCAGUCCGACGUCUACUCCUACGGAGUGGUUCUGUACGAGCUGAUUACCGGGACCCUUCCCUACAGUCACAUCAACAACCGAGACCAGAUCAUAUUCAUGGUUGGCCGGGGGUAUUUGUCUCCUGACCUAAGCAAAGUGCCGAGCAAUUGCCCCAAAGCCAUGCGCAAGCUGAUGUGCGAUUGCCUUAAAUUCAAGCGUGAAGAGAGACCCUUGUUUCCCGAGAUUUUAGACACCAUUGAGUCACUCCAGCACUCCCUGCCUAAGAUCGAGCGCAGCGCCUCUGAGCCCACACUCCAUCGGGUGGCUCACAACGAAGAACUGACCCCCUUCGCUCUGCCCACUAUCCUGCGGCUUCGCAGCUAACAUGAUGCGAGGGUCAAAAUGCCCACCAAGGCCACAUACCCCUCAAGGCCAGCUCCCUCCGAUUUUCCGCCCUCCAGGAGGGCAGCCUCAGUCCAAGGCGUUGCAUUGCCUUUCUGCUCCUGUGUACAGAGAGACUUGAACUUAGUAGGGAGCUUCCGUCGGGCUCGACUUCCUCACUCCACAGCCUGCAAUCCCAGCAGGGGGCGCCAGAGCAGAAAAGGCGACGCUCUCCUCUGCGGGCGGUUUGGGCGCCAUCUUCCCCAGGUGUAUUUUUAUGGGGCGCUCCUCCUGUUUGGGGAUUUUGUGGGAGGUAUCCUUGGAAGAGGGAGCAUGUUCCCAUAGAAACAAAAAGCGUAAAAUAAAAUGAAAAGAUUAU
This is a messenger RNA of Eublepharis macularius, 2454 nucleotides long. It is a transcript of the gene ARAF, whose product is annotated as A-Raf proto-oncogene, serine/threonine kinase. The coding region runs from base 96 to 2078 and encodes 660 amino acids. The record is from RefSeq and is a predicted model, not a curated record. The transcript is spliced from 16 exons. Gene Ontology annotation, cellular component: cytosol; mitochondrion. Gene Ontology annotation, biological process: protein phosphorylation; signal transduction. Gene Ontology annotation, molecular function: ATP binding; protein kinase activity. Lineage: Eukaryota; Metazoa; Chordata; Lepidosauria; Squamata; Eublepharidae.